AUGGUCGGCCUCGACGGACACUCUCUGUUCGGCAGGGAGCAGCUGCGCUCAGCUGAGGAGGCAGCCAUGGAGGCGACCGCGCCGCAGCCGCAGCCGCAGACGGCGCAGCCCGGCUGCGGGCCGAGCGCGCCGGGCGCCUCGCCGGCCGGGUCCCCGCCGCCGCCCGGGGGCAGCGCCGCCGCCAGCGUCGGCGUCGGCCUCGGCCUCGGCGUCGGCGUCGGCGUCGGCAGCUACGCGCACAGCGUCGACCUCAUCAUCGGCGACUUCAUGGAGCGCCUCGGGUCGCGGCUCAGCAUCCUCGAGACCGAGCUCAAGUACGCUUGGAGGGCGCUCGACCUGCUGUCGCAGGAGUACCUCAAGAUGUGGGAACGCCUCGAGAAGCUCGAACUGCUGCUGUACGAGCAGCAGGCCGUGAUCGCGCAGCUGCUCGACUUCUACACGGCGGUGGGCACCGGCGAGGCGGGCGACGAGCGCGUGCCCGUCGUCACGGCCGAGGACCUGGAGGCGGAGCGGCUCUCGCGGGAGAUCACGUCGCUGCUGCAGCAGACCGCGUCGGCGUCGGCGUCGGCGUCGGCGGCGGCGUCGGGUGGCGACGACGUGCUGCACGUCCCCGACGAGGCCUUCUACCGCAGCCUCAACAACGCCUACCGUGACGACCUGGUGACGCCGGCGGACGUGGCCGCCGUGGCGCCCAUCGCGACGUCGCAGCUCGGCAUGAUCUGGGAGGAAGCGGAGGACGUGGAGGAGAACGGCGCUUCCGUCACUGUCACCACCAAGGAAGAGCAGCCGAGCGCCGGUAGCAGCGUGGGCGACGCCGAGGAAGAGGUGGAGGUGUACAGCGCGCUCGACUACAAGGACUACCGCGGGGACUCCCCUUGCGUGAGUGAGCAGGACCUGGCGCGGCUGAGCGCCAUCGACCAGGUCGCGCUGGAGAAGCUGCAGGAGCUGGACCGGCUGACGUCGAAGCUGCAGAGAGACUCGCGGGACCUGCGCGAGCUGCAGGACCGCCUGCUGCUGGACACGCCGGCCGGGUCGGCGCUCGCCGAGGAGAAAGCCGCCGCCGCCGCCGCCGCCGCCGCCGCCGGCGACACCAGCGUCAUCGACCAGCAGCUGCGCCAGAUCUACGUGGACGCCGACCUGGACGGCUGGAGCUGCCUGUCCGACCUGGGCAAGUCGCGCUCCAGCUCGCGCCUCUCCACCGACAGUGGCACCACCGACCCGGAGGUGGCGGCUGCGCUGCGCUCGGCCGGCGCCGCCCCCGUGUCCGCGCCCUCGCCGCGGGCCUCGCCCCGGCCGCACCGCCGCCUCUACUCCGACGUGGCGCCGCCGCGGUACGACUACGACAAGCUGCCGUCGCCGGCGGGCAGCCUGCGCACGCGGCAGGACGGCUACGUGGGCGGGUCGACGCCGCCGCCGCCCCCUCCGCCGCCGGCGCCGUCGGGCCAGCGCGGGCAGCUGGACCUGGACCUGUCGGCGACGCCCAGCCCGUCGCCUUCGAGCCCGCCACCGCCAGCGCCGCCGGACCACUUCCCUCUGCCCGGCAAAGACACCCUAUCUUCCGCCGCGUCCUCGAGACCGCCUCCACCCGGGAGCCCGGCGCCGUUCGCGGCUCCCAAAUCUGCGUCAAUUACUUCUCUCUCUUCCGAGCUGCAGCAGCAGCAGCAGGGUAGGCUCAGUCCGAGGACGCCGCACUCCCCGAAGUCGCCGCGAAUGUCUCCAAAAAAUGUGCUCAAGUUGUCUUCGUCUUCCAACAUAUGUACCGCCAAAUCGGAUUCGGGUCUGUCGUCUAUGAGCGGUUGGUCGAGUGUCGAAAAGUCACCCGGGUCGCCCAAGAGCUCGUCCAACAAGACCCCGCCUUCCUCGUACGCGACGGCGGCGGAAGCGCUGAUGCUGGGGAAGACGGACGCGUUCCCGCAGCCGGGCGACGUCAGCCCCCGUCCGCACACCAGUUCCUACGGCGACUUCCUGUACCGCAGCGAGCAGCCGGCCAUAUACUCCGUAGCGGGCAGCAACCGCCAACAACAGGCCUACACUUCGGUCUACACUAGCGGUACGGCUAGUUACAAGCCUACCGUAGGGGGAUUCCCCGACCUCGUCGAACCGUGCAACAACAACGAACAAAACAAUCUAGUCGGCGGCUACCGCAGCUACCGAGACGACCUUCAACAGCAGCAAAAUAAUUACCGUUACAACGACCGAGGAAGCAGCAGUGACCGCAAAUAUCAGCAGCAGCACCAGCCGGUGUAUCGGUACUACCCCGACAACGAAACGCCGAGCUCUUACCGCUACAUGGCCGAGCCACGAGGGCAGCCACCCACCAGGAGUCUAUCGACGAGCGUUUACCCCACUACGUCCGCUCCCGUCGGUCAGCAGUAUCCUAGCAAAAAGUCCCUCCAGCGCGGCCAUUCGACGGGCUCUGUUCCCAGCCAGGGUGUUUCUAAUAUGGAGGGCUACAAGACGGCCAUGUACAGGACUAUGUUCCCCACCGGCAAUAUUACUGACGCUCUUUCUUAUUAUCCCACAAGCAAUCGCUAUGACAAUAAUGUAAUGAUGCAGCAGCAGCAACAACAGCAAAUACAAGGCGGUAACUAUGCCCAGCAGUGGGCACCACUGGAUCAACAACAGAGUAUCAGUGUUGCAGGAAUGACUAUGAAACGUGACCACACGUCCAGUUCUAUUAGGUCUGUCGAGACGACGCAGCAGCAACAGCAGGAUCACGCAUAUAUGAUGCCACAGUAUGACCCGAGACGGCAGCAGGACGCUAUGUCGGAUAGACGAGAAGAUUACGGUGGUCCACGCGAGUACACCUGGAGCCAGCGGUCAGAUUUAGAGCUAGAUCUACGCAAUAGGAACCUUCCCGAGCACCACCACCUCAUACAAGACGGUCCAGAGUACUUCGAUCCGAGCAGUGUGAUAGUCUCCCAGUCUGGUUACAUCUCCAUAGCAGCCGAUAUCAAAGAUCCAACCUACGCAGUGGAGGAGCGGUCGAGCAAGAGGGGAAAGCUGAAAUCUGCCAUGAGCUCAGUCAGCAGCUGGCUGCCAGACUUGCACCUGUCUAGCAAGCGACACCGCUCCCAUUCACUGCCGGCUGGCGUGCGCCGCGAAGAUCUGGCGAUGGGAGGCAAGGCGACCAGUCGCACAAACGCCGCCUCCAAACAACAGUACGUCAGCACGCUACCCCGCAAAAAGAAGAAGAACCCUCUGGUUUCUACGGUCUCGGGCAUCUUGCAGAAGGCCAAACGUAAGGGCGGCAGUGGCGCCCACUCACUGUCAGAUCCGGAACAGUCGGAAACGGAGUGGAGCGGACGAACCAGCGUCGUAUCUGACAGCGAGGAUAGCGUCUUCUCCGAUGCUGCGACGCCAGAACACGGUCCUGUAUUCGUCAAAGUGCAACGACAACAGCAACAACAACAACAACAACAACAACAACAGCAACAACAACAGCAGCAGCAGCAGCAACAACAACAACAACAGCAGCAGCAACAACAGCAACAGCAACAUCAGCAGUACCUGCAGGAGCAGGCGAUACUAAUUCAACAACAGCAACAGCAACUUAUGGACCAGGAACAGCUGUCCCUCCAGCAACAGCAGCAGGUACUGCAGAAGCAACAGCAGCAGAUCGAGAAGCAACAGCAACAAAUCGACAAACAGCAACAGCAGAUCGAGAAGCAGCAGCUGCAGUUGAAAAUAGAAGAGUCCAACUUGGCGGCUGCGCAGCCGGAACCCAAGGCGGAGAUACCGAAAAGCAGCAGCAAGCCGAUCGACCUGGCCGAGUCGGCGUCGCUGUUCGCGACGGUGGGCGACGUGAAACGCAGUUCGGCCCCGACGCAGCCAGCGACCACUCCGGAGGACGGCGCACCGCCGCCCGCCGACAAGAUCCACCUGCCGCCAGGGGCUAUCGGAGGCGCGUCGCGCGAGUUUGCCGUCUCGCGGGCGCUCGGCAAGUACCGCCAGAGGCAGUCCUCCACCGUGUCUGAGGACCAGACGGGGACCGAGGACGCUGUCGGCACUGGUGCCAACAAGAUGGCCGACGACAGCCAGUCGCAGAUGUUCUCGGAAGAGGAGGACGAGGAGCUGGAGGAGCAGCAGCAGCAGCAGCAGCAGGAGACGGAAGUGGAGCGGAAAGUGAAAGCGAUGCAGGAGGGAAACGAGCCAGCCCCGCAGCCGGCCCCCCGGACGGAGCCAGAGUGGCAACAGCAGCCGCAGCAGCCGCAGCCGCCGCCGCCGCCGCAGCCAGCACCCCACCAGCAGCUGCCGGCGUUGCCCUCUGCUGAGGGAAGCCCCUCGCAGUCCGGCGUGCGGGGCGCGACCCCAGGGGGCCCCCCUCCGCAGCCGCAGCCGCGGCAGAGCCUCGAGGUGCCGUGGGGCCGCGACCUGCCGCAGGCGCAGGACGACGACGUGCGCAGCACGCACUCGUGGCGCAGCGCGUCGCGCGUGUCGUCGCGCCGCCAGAGCACCGAGGACAGCAUAGACAGCGAGGACGAGUGGUACUGCUACGAGCUGCGCAAGCUCGAGGAGCUGGAGCGCCGCGUAGAGACCGGCGUCGCCGGCCGGCGCGACAGCUUCGACCAGCAGGUGCUUCUCGAGCCGGAGCCACCAUCGUUCGAGCCGGGCGAGGACAUCAAGGAGCAGAUGUCCUUCGUCCUGCAGGAGCUGCGGCUCAAGACGCGCCUCGUGGAGGCAGACGAGCAACCUCGCAGGGUCAGAGCCUCCGACCUAUGGGGACCCGAAGAAGAGGACCAACUGGAGGUGCCGCCCACAGGGGCAGCUACAGUCCCGGCCGAUGAGAGGCGCCGAUCCUCCGACGAAGAGUCUUCGUCGGGGGAGACGAGUGGCCCCGAUAGCCCCGACGAGGACGACAUGCUGUACGACGAAAUGAGGGAGGCGGAGCGCGGCCCUGUCUCUGUACAGGAGUACGAGGGGCCGACGGCGGCCGACCGAGACCGCGAGCAGCUGGUGGGCGAUUCUCCCGCCACCCCAGCGGCGGUGGCGCCGCCUCCAGCAGCGGCUGACGGCGCGGAGGACGUGGCCGCGGUGGCGGCAGCGGGGGCGGGAGGUCCCGGCAGCAAGUGGAAGCUGCUGAAGGCGCUCAAGGAGCGCAAGGCGGAGGAGAAGAUACACGAAGCGGCCGCCGCGGCGACCCCGGGCGCCAGCACGUGCGCCAGCACGGCCGCUUCUAAUGGAGCGGGAGUUGGCAGUGAAAGUGGCGGUCGAGGAAAUGGCCAUCCUGGAGAUAAUACAUUCUACAGUAACAUCGACAGUAUGCCGGACAUUCGACCCCGGCGGAAGUCCAUACCACUUGUCUCAGAACUUACAAUGGCAGCAACCAAGCGUAAUGCCGGGCUGACAUCUGCAGUUCCCAGAGCCACUCUUAAUGAUGAAGAAUUGAAAAUGCAUGUGUACAAGAAGACACUGCAAGCCCUCAUCUACCCAAUAUCCAGCACAACACCCCACAACUUUGUUCUGUGGACAGCGACAUCACCAACUUACUGCUACGAAUGUGAGGGUCUGCUUUGGGGCAUUGCAAGACAAGGGGUUCGCUGUACAGAAUGUGGUGUGAAAUGUCACGAGAAAUGCAAGGACCUGCUGAAUGCUGACUGUUUGCAAAGGGCUGCUGAGAAGAGUUCAAAACAUGGAGCUGAAGACAAAGCAAAUAGUAUCAUCACUGCCAUGAAGGAACGUAUGAAGCAGAGAGAACGAGAGAAACCAGAAAUAUUUGAACUUAUCAGGGCUGUAUUUGGAGUUGAAGAAAAAAGUCACAUUGGGCACAUGAAAGCUGUGAAACAGUCCGUAUUAGAUGGUACCAGCAAGUGGUCAGCAAAAAUAGCCAUAACAGUUAUCUGCGCCCAGGGUUUGAUUGCAAAGGAUAAAAGUGGAACAUCUGAUCCAUAUGUUACUGUACAAGUUGGAAAAGUUAAGAAGCGGACCAAGACCAUGCCACAAGAGCUCAAUCCAGUUUGGAAUGAAAAAUUUUAUUUUGAAUGUCACAACUCAUCAGAUCGUAUCAAAGUCCGAGUGUGGGAUGAAGAUAAUGAUCUCAAAUCCAAACUGAGGCAGAAACUUACACGAGAGUCAGAUGAUUUUCUUGGACAGACUAUUAUUGAGGUCCGAACACUUUCUGGAGAAAUGGAUGUGUGGUACAACCUCGAGAAGCGCACUGACAAGUCUGCUGUGUCCGGUGCGAUUCGCUUACAUAUAAGUGUUGAAAUUAAGGGUGAAGAAAAGGUCGCACCUUAUCAUGUACAGUAUACAUGUCUUCAUGAAAACUUGUUCCAUUCUCUAUGUGAAGAGAACAGCGGAAUGGUCAAAUUACCAACGGCAAAAGGAGAUGAUGCUUGGAAAGUGUACUUUGAUGAAGCAGCAGAAGAAAUUGUUGAUGAAUUUGCCAUGAGAUAUGGCAUUGAAUCAAUAUAUCAAGCUAUGACGCACUUUCAUUGCUUAUCAACAAAGUACCUGUGCCCUGGAGUGCCUGCUGUGAUGAGUACUCUUCUUGCCAACAUUAAUGCAUAUUACGCACACACUACAGCAUCUUCUGCUGUAUCAGCAAGUGACCGCUUUGCAGCGUCAAACUUUGGGAAGGAGAAAUUUGUUAAGCUGCUGGACCAAUUGCACAAUUCACUUCGCAUAGAUUUGUCAAUGUACCGCAACAACUUUCCAGCAUCGAGCCAAGAAAAACUAAUGGAUCUUAAGUCCACUGUGGAUCUGCUCACCAGCAUCACUUUCUUUCGCAUGAAAGUCCAAGAACUUUCUAGUCCUCCACGUGCAAGCACAGUUGUGAAAGACUGUGUAAAAGCAUGUCUUCGAUCUACAUAUCAGUUCCUCUUUGAGAACUGUUAUGAGCUUUACAACAGAGAAUUCCAGGUCGACCCAAAUGAAGCCAAAAGGGACCAAGAGGAUCACGGGCCUCGCCUGGAUAGUUUGGAUUUCUGGCACAAACUUAUUGCACUCAUAGUGUCCGUCAUAGAAGAAGACCGCAAUAGCUAUGCUCCUGUACUGAAUCAAUUUCCUCAGGAACUCAAUAUUGGCCAGUUGUCUGCAGCAACAAUGUGGAGCCUUUUUGCUGUUGAUAUGAAGUAUGCUUUAGAAGAACAUGAGCAGCACCGCCUUUGCAAAUCAUCAGCAUACAUGAACUUACACUUCAAAGUGAAGUGGUUACACACUAAUUAUGUGAAGGAUGUGCCUCCAUAUAAAGGAUCGGUUCCAGAGUAUCCAGCGUGGUUUGAACCAUUUGUUAUGCAGUGGCUUAAUGAGAAUGAUGAUGUAUCACUGGAAUAUCUGCAUGGAGCAUUUACAAGAGACAAGAAGGAUGGUUUCCAGAGAAGCAGUGAACAUGCGCUUUUCUCAAAUUCAGUUGUUGAUGUGUUCACCCAGUUGACGCAGUGCUUUGAUGUUGUUUCAAAGCUUGAAUGCCCUGAUCCUGAGAUAUGGAAACGCUACAUGAAACGUUUUGCUAAGACAAUAGUAAAAGUAUUGGUAGAGUAUGCUGACAUCGUCAAAAAGGAGUUUCCUAUUCAUCUCAAGGAGGAGCGAAUUGCUUGCAUACUGAUGAAUAACAUACAGCAACUGCGUGUACAACUAGAAAAAAUGUUUGAAUCAAUGGGAGGUGAAAAACUUGAAGAAGAUGCAGCCAACAUUUUAAAAGAGUUGCAACAAAAUCUAAACUCUGCUUUGGAUGAUCUGGCAGUGCUUUUUGCAACAAGCCUGGAGCCUCGUAUAACAGCAAGUGUGAAAGAACUAGGAGACUUACUUUUAGCUAUCAAAGGAGGAGGGCAGGUUACACUGAAUCAGCCAUCUCAGAGACAUGCUGUGGCAGCAGAAGCAGAUGAAGUGUUGAGACCACUUAUGGAUUUGCUUGACGGAUCACUAUCACUGUACGCUGAAUCGUGUGAAAAAACAGUUCUAAAGAGACUGUUGAAAGAGCUGUGGAAAAUAGUUAUGAGAAUACUGGAGAAGACUGUUGUGCUUCCUCCAAUGACAGACAAAAGUAUGAUUUUAAAGAACCUCACAGAUAAUGCCAAGAAUUUGGCUGCAAAUGCGAAGAUUGAAGACAUGUCUCGUCUUUUCAAGAACCACAUGGCUGGAAAACAGGAUGUAAAAAACGCUCUUAGUGGAGUAAUGGACAUCUCAAAAGAAGUUGAGAAGAAUCUCUCGCCAAAGCAGUGUGCUGUGCUUGAUGUGGCACUGGAUACAAUCAAACUAUAUUUCCAUGCAGGUGGUAAUGGAUUGAAAAAAGCAUUCUUGGAGAAAAGCCCUGAGCUCCAGUCACUUCGUUACGCUCUCUCACUGUACACACAAACAACAGAUACUCUAAUAAAGACAUUUGUCACAACUCAGACAAAUGAAGUUCCACUUAACAACAAAUCAAACCUUAGACAACGUUCAAUAUCCAUUGAACGUGAAGAGGAAGAGGGAAUGGAAGGGCUAGAAGAGCCUCUGAAAGCCAAGAAACGUAGGGAAUCACGCCAAGAAGCACAGAGUAUUGAUGAGGGUAGUGUGGGAGAAGUUUCCAUACAGGUGGAUCUGUUCACUCAUCCAGGAACUGGAGAACAUAAAGUGACAGUCAAAGUGGUGGCAGCCAAUGACUUAAAGUGGCCCACAGUAACGGGAAUGUUCCGGCCAUUUGUGGAAGUUAAUCUCAUUGGACCUCAUUUAGCUGAUAAAAAACGAAAGCAUGCAACCAAAUCUAAAUCAAACAACUGGUCUCCAAAGUACAAUGAAACUUUUCAUUUCAUUAUUGGAAAUGAAGAGCAGCUGGAUUACUUUGAACUUCACAUAUGCAUCAAAGACUACUGUUUUGCUCGGGAAGAUCGUUUAGUUGGUGUAGCUGUAAUGCAGCUCAAAGACAUUGUGGAGCAGGGUUCAUGUGCAUGUUGGCUCUCACUGGGGAAAAGGAUACAGAUGGAUGAAACAGGUUGGACAAUUUUGAGAAUAUUAUCUCAGCGAACAAAUGAUGAAGUAGCAAAAGAAUUUGUCAAACUGAAGUCUGAUGUCCGGACGGAAAAUCCUUUACCAAACCCAACGUGAGAGUCCUGUGAUUGAUAGGUUAGUGAAUGGAAAUGACUCUUCCACCGUCCGGCAAUAUUUGCCACAAAAAAGCAGAAGAAAUGUGAAGUGAAAUGUGUGUGCAGUGAAGUUUGUUAGGUAACUAUGGCUUUAAGUGAGCUGGUACAAAUUACCAUUGAUCACAAAAAAUAAAUAAAUAAGUAAAAAAAUAAAAAAGAGACAGUAUAAAGAUUUGGAAAAACCAACACCAUUCCAUGUGAUUGCUAAUCGAAAGAAGGAAACUGCAAUAGCAGAAGUUUUUACAAAAGGAAUCGCACAUAAUAUAAUUACAGAAAUGAAGGAAAUGAAACAGCUUUUGUAUUUCAUUUACAAAUUAUCUUUUAAAGAAAAAAGUAAUAAAAUUUAUCCCAAAAAAUGCUUGUUUUGCUGGCUCAAGCAAUAUACAAGACCAUAUUCUGAAUUUCUGUAAUCAUGGGAACUGUCAAAAGUUUUCAGCAAUACACAUAUGUGCUAUUGUUAAAUGUUUGGCGAUGUACAUGGCUUGAAAAGACUUUAUUCAGUGAAUGGAAAUUGUGACCAAGUGAUGUUAAUGUGCUUAAAGGACACAUUGUCACAGUUACCCAUGUGCUCUCCUCACAUUUUCAUAACUAGACCAAUGGUUACAAUGUAUACAUAAAAGACAAGAUGUGCUUUUUUGAAAAACUUUUGCAUCUUGUCUUGAAUGAAACUGCGUUUUAUUAUUCUAAAUGCUCCAACAAAGCACCAAUAAUGUGCCCCCUCAUUAAGUUCCAUGUGAGACAUUGUUAAAAUAUUUCAUGUUCUCUUUGCUUCAGAACACUGGUAUCCAACUAUUUCACUGUGAUAUUUUUGAGGCUACCUGCCUUCCAGCCUCUUUGACAGGUCAUAUCGACCACUUAAGAUCUCUAUUUCUCUCUUUAUCUUCCAUAACACAGUAAUAGCUUUUUAAAGAAAAAUGUAUGCUCAUGUGCGUAUGCAUGUACAUAAAAAUUAGAUCACUGAUAAAAACUCACUCACAAAUGAUUUACGUAUUCUGUUAUCCUCAUCAGAAAUUAUAAAGCAGCAGUCAUGGAUCACUUUAUUUUUGUUACAGUGAUGUUACUGAGUAUGAUUCAAUUGUUUACUGACUAUGAAUGCUUGUAAAUAAAAUCUCAGCCUUGAACAGUAUAAGGAAGAUGUUCAUUUUCUGUUUGGUUGUAUUGAUAAAAAGCAACAUAAUAUCAUUACUAAUAACACAAUGAAGUUAUAAUUCUACAAUUACACAGAAGUGAUAUAUGUGAUGCAGCUUUGAAGAGAAAUUUUUGUUGUAAGAAGUUCUCUGCAAUAA
Molecule: messenger RNA, 10348 nt
Organism: Schistocerca serialis cubense
Lineage: Eukaryota; Metazoa; Arthropoda; Insecta; Orthoptera; Acrididae
Gene: unc-13
Exons: 31
Coding region: 1-9024 (3007 amino acids)
Biological process (GO): neuromuscular junction development; dense core granule priming; synaptic transmission, glutamatergic
Cellular component (GO): neuromuscular junction; plasma membrane; synaptic vesicle membrane
Molecular function (GO): syntaxin-1 binding; phospholipid binding; calcium ion binding
Source: RefSeq, a predicted model, not a curated record